Messenger RNA from Meloidogyne enterolobii, 822 nucleotides. Lineage: Eukaryota; Metazoa; Nematoda; Chromadorea; Rhabditida; Meloidogynidae. The record is from the annotation of a GenBank genome assembly.
AUGGCAUUUUCUAAAAUUCUGCUCGAAUGUGUUCUACCUCCAAGCGGAAGACAUGAAAGUAAAGCUGAUUUACUUGACUCCCAUGAACCAAUAAAUAGUGUAGAGCGUGUUGAACAUUUACAAUUAGCUGCUAAAGCAUUACAAAAAGAAUCUCCUUUGCAUUGUGAAAAUGACCCAAUUGACUUAAUAAUUUUAUUAAACGCUGAUACUAAUCAAACUUCUGCUGAACAAUUUGAUGAUUUUAAGAGGGCAGCUAAAGAUACCAUUAGACAAGCUCCCCCCGAACAAUUCCAACAGAGAAUUCGCGUUACUAUUUGGUCGGGAAAUCCUUUACAAAAACAGGAACCUUUAACUCUGGAUGAUGCUCUUUUUGCUAUUGACCGCAUUGACUGGCCAACAAAUGAUGAGAUUAGCCAAAUUCAACGUGAUUCCCCUCAACCACUCAACAACAAUUUUGAUUGCAAAUCUGAUUUAAUUUUUGUAAUAGACACUUCACAAAGUGUUGAAGAAGAAUUUAGAGAACAAUUAGAUUUAGUUUUAGAAUUAAUUUCUCGCCUUCCAAACAAAAAUUUUGAAAAUGGAAAUAUUCAAAUUGGGGCAGUUUCUUUCCAUCGAAAUUCUUUAUUGCAUUUUUCUAUUGGAGAAAUUAAAGAAAAAAAUAAAAUUUUUGAAGCAAUUUCAAACAUUCAACACACUGGAGGAAGUACUUCUGCAGUUAGUGGAAUUAAUUUAGCUUUGGAACAAAUUGAGAAAAAGAGACGUUCUGAUGCUAGACAAAUUAUUGUUUUAGUUUCUGGUACUUUUAAAUCAGAAUUUAUCUAA